Messenger RNA from Drosophila subobscura, 1284 nucleotides. RefSeq lists its product as uncharacterized. Gene Ontology annotation, biological process: transcription elongation by RNA polymerase II. Bases 46 to 1182 code for a protein of 378 amino acids. NCBI's taxonomy places the organism in Eukaryota, Metazoa, Arthropoda, Insecta, Diptera, Drosophilidae. The record is from RefSeq and is a predicted model, not a curated record. Gene Ontology annotation, cellular component: nucleus. The transcript is spliced from 2 exons. Gene Ontology annotation, molecular function: transcription elongation factor activity.
CACUGUAAACUGCAUCCCGCGAAAAUAUUGCUAAAAAUUGCGAAAAUGAACAAAAAGUUUAUUGCUGCUCCAUUAAAUCGCAUUCCCGGCACCAGCCAGGCCAAGGAGCAGCACUGCAAAGACCUAAAGACCCUCAGCUAUGCGGAACUACUGGAAAUCAGAGACAGACAAUCCAAUUUGCUGUCAUUCAAAAAGCGACUGCAGCAAUUGCCGGACAAGGGCAGACGCCUACAAGAGUCCUACGACAAAUUGCUGGACGAGAUAAGGCGGCGGGACGAUGUGGAGGCAACUGCCCAAAUGCUCAGCGAACUGAACAUCGCGUCCAAGGGAAAGAUUGCGCUGAACAAUCUCGAAUGGAACGGCCGCGAGAUUGUGGAUGAGGGCGCGCAUGUGGAAGAUGUACUGGAUAGCGAUGAUGAGUUCGAAAUGGACCCCUUGCGGAUCAUAGCGCAGGGCACAAUGCACGAGAAGAGGGUCAAGGUGCUGCCGCCACCCGAGAGUCUCAUUACGGCUGGGGAUCUGGCCGACAUAGACACGUUCAAGAAGACUGCCGACUCGCCGGACUCUGCAUUGGAUGGCCAGAGUGCCAGCAGUUCGAUACCCGCAGAGUUAAUUGAGAUUGAUGCCAGCCUUGUGGCCGCAAAGUAUCCGCCAGAGGCGCACGCAUAUCCCCCCGUCGAUCAGCAUUCCCUCUACCUCAUAGACAAAACCGAACCCAAGGAGAGAAGUGCGAUGCGGGAGAAGUUCCGGCCAUUCCGCACAACCAUCUCCAAUGUGCACGACCCCGAUAAGGAGCGCAUACGGAAGAAGGGCAAGCACUGGGAGAUCACAGCAGCCACCCCGCCACUCAUCCAGUACAAGGAAGUGCAGAUGGUUCCGCUGGCGGAGUCAGCCACCCUGCAGCUGGACUUUAUGCAGCGCAUCAAGGAGCUGAGGAUACAGCAGGCAGAGCAGCGUCUGGCACAGCAGCAGGGCUCGAGCAGAGUACCCGCCUCGGGCCUCCAGCUGCCGGCGGAGUCUGUGCUAAAGACCAAGGCAUCCUUCACAAAUUAUCGCAAUCCCCAAGUGGAUUAUCUGAUUGAGGGCCGGCAAAAGCCCAGCGAGCUAAACGAAGUGCAUGACCCAACGAGCCUCGACAGAGCAGCCUCCACAAGUGGCAUUCACUACACGGUCUACGAGUGACGCCCUUCCGUUCCUUGGCCAUGCGUCUCGUUAACAUUGUCAACUAUUUAAUUGUGUAGGCAACAAGAGCUACCAGAUAAGAGAUUACAUACGAUUAUAGAU